AUGUUUGGUCGGAAUCCAAAUUCACCUGAGAAGGUAAGUUCUACUGUGAUUUCAUGAUAUUGUAUACUAUUAGAUAGGUUUUUACGAAACAAUUUAUUCAUCAAAAAAUGAAAUAAUAUGUAAUACACAAAUCAGUGGCAUAUGAAGAGGCAGUUGCUCCACAAAUCGCCACAAAAAAAUUCUCUCGAAAAGUGUAAAUCCAUAGAGAAAUACAUGUUACAUUCUUGACUCAUCUUGAACUAGGACAACAACGAUUUACUGGAGGAGCUUUAUAAAAAACUUAUUAAAGCUUUGUAUAUAUGGUUCCAAGAAGAAUGGGUUUAGUUUAGGUUUUCAACUGUUAAAUGGCAUGUAUGUCAUUAUCAUAGCAUUAAUAUUUUUUCUCAAAUUUAUUCUGUAUCUUGUGAAUGUGAGAAAUGGUGUCUCAUAAAACCUAGAAUGAUCUAAUGCAAAAUCCCCCUUCCAUGCAGUUUUGCAAGGUGACUUUUCCAUGCAAUUCAUUUUCAUUAGUUCCAAGGAGAAAUAUGUGGUAAAAAUCAUGUCUGAUGUAUUUUAUAAUCUUCAGAAUUCUGCAAAAUUUCACCCCCAAAAUACUUGAAAUCGCAUUUCAACGACUCUAGAUAUCAAAAUUUUCUGGUGGGGCCUAGCCACUCUCACCCCCUCGGUUUUUGCUUUGCCCACCCACCCAAAAAUAAGGCUAUGCUGCCUGACACCAUAGACAAUCCAGAAGACAGGGACUGGAAACGCAAGCGAAAGCACCUAUGAUGCUAUGUGCCAUCCGUGAUAUGGCUUUAAGCAUGUUUAUGCAUGUGGUUGCCGUGCAACCGUGGUCUUUUUUCUGAAAAAAUACGAUGCAAAUCCUGCGUUAUUUUUGUUUAUUUUGUGGAUAGAGGGUCACUUAAAUAUUGUAUUUUUAGUUUACCUUUAAGACUGAGUUAUUGCCAAGGUAAGUUCGUUUUCAUUUUUAAUAUUAAUUCUAUAUAGAGGUCAUCUAAUUCCAGUUUUUUCGAAGCAUGUAAUAAAAAACAUCGCACGUAAAAUAAGGUAGGUGCUGGGAACCCUAUAACUUGAGAAUGAAGCUACAAAUUGCCAUUUGAAACAUGCCAUUAUCAUCUAAAAUGAAUCGAGGGUGCAUUACAGCAGUUACAACUAUGUGUGAUGUGUGAGUCCAGCAUAAACAAGCUUUUUUUCACAGUGACUACAAAAUUGAUGGCUAUGUCUAUACCCUCACUUUGUAACAUGUAACUAUAAUUUUAGCAAAUUACAAGACAUUUUAUGUAGAUGGUUUAAAGGAAAAUAAUACGAGCUGUGCAUUUAUCGCUUUUUCCAACUUUUUUUUGCUUUAAUCUAGCUUAAAAUCACCAUUAACUUUGUGCAUAGUAUUAUUUUUGACUAAAAGAUGUUGCCAUUGUUGUUCUUGUAGUGUGUACAUAGUAGGAACCCUAUAACUUCACUUUUAGCGAUUUCAGAAGCAUCAUUUUUAUACAUUUUGGACAAGAAAACAAUGGACUGUGCACUUAUUGCUUUUUCAAUGUUCUUUUUGCUUUAAUAAGGCUGAAAAUCACCAUUAACUUCGUGCGUAGUAUUUUUGACUAAAAAAUGUCACGAUUGGCAUUGUUAUUCUCGUUGUAUGUGCCUUUAUUUAUAAUACAAUACUGUAAUAUGCACUUAUACUUGAAACCCUGUACAUAAACUUUUAAACAAGUUUCAGAAAUCAUCUUAUAUAUAUAUAUAUAUAGUUUAAAGCCUGGUUUUCAUAUGUCGUAAUUCAUCGGCGAUCAUCGGCGAAUCAACUUCCCGAUGAGAUAGGACGAAUUGCGAUGAGUUACGAUUAAUGAAAACCGGUAAUCGGGGAUGUUCCCAGACUAUCGGCGACCAUCAUAGAAAACAAAAAUAUUUGUUUUUUCCCGAUUGUCACCGAUGUUCGCUGACAAAUUGCGACUGUUGUGUAAAUGAAAACCGAAAACCGAUGGAAUGCGAUGAAAUGCAACAAGAAAUUAGAGUCCAGUCUCCAGAAAUCAUCUAACUUCAAAAUGGCGGACGAAGCUGUUGCUAUACAGAAAAUUCAAGAAAGUGAUGCCUUAUUUAUGGAUUAAUCCAAGAAUUUCCUACUAUAUACAACCGCGCGUCAAAGGAUUUCAAAGACAAGAAUAAGAAAGCAAACUGCUGGAAGAAAAUCGCAGAGCGACUCCAUGAAACCGUUGACUCUGUAAAGCGAAGGUAUGAGACUAUCAGGACAGAGUUUAGCAGAUAUCUAAGCAAAAUGAGGGGAAAAUCUGGUUCAGGAGCUGAUGAUUUUGUAGUAAAUCCAAAAUGAGCACCUUCUAUGGCUGAAGCCCUUUAUAAUCAGCAGGCAAAGCUCUGGAAAUUUUAAGCUGUCUGAUAAGAACAUUAAGAAGAGUUCUACGUCUGAUCAACCACCUGUGUCUGUUAAUGUUGAUUCCAGUGAAGAAUCACAUGAUUCAACAAACUCAGACGAAGGAAGUGAUGACAGCAUUGCCAGUGUUCAGACAACUGUUAAUCAAACUGUGGAUGAAAGCAUAUCUACAACAAAAGAUAGUACAACUACACUUAGCACUCAUAAAGAUAGCACACAAGGAAAAAUAAAAAAACAGUGGAAAAAAACCACAAGCCGAAAACGAAAAAUAGAGGAAACCGACGGACAAGUGGAUAAGUCGACUGCAAGUCUCAAUGAAAGCAUUAAACUACAAGAAAGUUCCAUGAAACGUGCAGAUAAACAAGAAAUGGAUGAGGAUUAUAUGUAUUGCAUGAGCCUGGGGAAUAGGAUGAGAAAGUUAGACGAAAAGAACAAGGCAGUUGUCCGAAGCGCAACAGAGAAAAUAUUUUUGGAUAUUCAGUUUGGUAACUACAAUAAUCUCACUAUGCAAAAUCCGAUGCAGUUUACCACGCAACAACCCCUAAUUCAAUCCAGUUCACAAAAUUUGCUGGGUAAUUAUCUGUGGACAGCAUCUAACAAUCCAUUUCCAGCACAGAAUGAUCAACAAUUUGCAUGA
Paramuricea clavata is the source of this 3014-nucleotide messenger RNA. NCBI's taxonomy places the organism in Eukaryota, Metazoa, Cnidaria, Anthozoa, Malacalcyonacea, Plexauridae. The record is from the annotation of a GenBank genome assembly.